Knipowitschia caucasica is the source of this 291-nucleotide messenger RNA. Lineage: Eukaryota; Metazoa; Chordata; Actinopteri; Gobiiformes; Gobiidae. The record is from the annotation of a GenBank genome assembly.
AUGUCUGGGCUCGUCUCGGUGGUCCUGUGCUCGGCCCUGGUCAGUUGCGGAUUGGCCCUAGGCUCGCAUUUCAGUCCAGAUGGCGGCGCUCUGAGUGACUUGUCCUGGUCGUCCUCGCUCACCGUGGUGGCCGUGUCCCUGUGUGCGCUCUUCUGCCUGGUCUUCCUCAUGCUGGCCUGUCUCUGCUGCAAGAAACGCACCAAGGGGUUCAAGGUACGACCUCUGACCAAACACAUGCGCACCACCGGGGCUCCACGCUGCCCCCGAGUGGUCGUGGAAGAAAUGGACUGA